AUGGCAGAGGUAGAUGGCAAGCGAGCUGCUACAAGAAUCUUGUGUCGUCCAGAUCAAAGAGAUGCACUUCUGGAGUUCAAAAACGAGUUUGAGAUUGGCAAACCUUCUCCUUUCUGUACCAUUGCUCAUCCGAAGACAUUGUCAUGGGUGAAUAACAGUGAUUGUUGUUAUUGGGAUGGUAUCACGUGUGAUUCUAAAUCCGGGGAAGUUAUUAAGCUAGACCUAAGUUGCAGCAGCGUCCGUGGCCGGUUUCAUUCUGAUAGCAAGCUUUUAAAGUUACGAGAAGAAACAAGAGUAAAGCUACGGGAAACUCGCACGAACACACACCCGAAAGUGGCUCCAAGUGGCUUCGACGGAGGCGGCAGGCAACGGCUCCGGUACACCUCAGGAGGAGGACGCCGAGCAAAGAACCCUAGCUUCCUCGGCGUUAAGACAGAAUGUAGACCUGACAUUUCCUUGCUGAAAAUAAAGAACCAAUACAAGUCAAGCGCAGGCGGAACAACAUGCUCCUCAUUCGGCCACGCGACACAACAUAGCAUAAGAGACAUCAAGGGUAGGCACAGUGCUUCGCCGGAGCUAGGAAAUCGAGGAUUGAAGCACAGAAGGAGAUCAAAGAUCUUCUAUACAACAGGCGACACAACAGGAAAGCGAGGAUAUAUACCGUCAACUAGCAGAAGACACUGUCAAGGUGGGUCAUCCUCAGAACCCUAUGAAACAAUAUCAGGAAGCGAGAAUAUGGACCUCGAAGAAACACCGUUGGGACACCAGGCUGUCUUCGCUUGGACUACAAACAGAGGUCCUCUGAGGCGGAGAGCCUUGACACCGCCAUCUCUCCAAAACGGAGAGGAGAAGCUCUACAGAGACCUUCAAAAGCAAACCUCACGAAAUCACACGGGUACAAGCAACCGAGAAGGGAAAGACGAGGCAGCGACGCUAGACCAUCCAUUCCGGCGGGGCGAGACCUUUCCCGUAACAAAUUUGUUAGUAAAAUCCCAUCUUCACUUGGAAGUCUACUUCAUCUUACCUCUCUGGACCUCUCAAAUAAUAGUUUUUUUGGAGAAAUCCCAUUUUCAUUUGGAAAUCUUUCUAAUCUCAUUUCUCUUAACCUCUUUGAUAAUAACUUUGAGGGUAAACUUCCAUCUUCACUUGGAAAUCUUUCUUAUCUCAAGUUUCUUGACCUCUCUGUUAACAAUAUUGUUGGUGAAAUCCCAUCUUCGCUUGGAAAUCUUUCUCAUCUUUCUUUUUUCUACCUCCAUUUUAAUAAUUUUUCUGGUAAUAUUCCAUCUUCACUUGGAAAUAUUUCUCAUCUUACUUCUCUCACCCUCUCUUUUAACUAUUUUGUUGGUGAAAUCCCAUCCUCACUUGGAAAUCUUUCUUAUCUCAAAAAUCUCAUUCUUUCUCAUAACAGUUUUUUUGGUGAAAUUCCGCCUUCUUUUGGCAGGCUUGAGCCACUUGGCCUUCUUAGAUGUUGAGUCCAAUAACCUUAGUGGUAGCUUCCCUCUUGAACUACUAAAUCUGACAAAAUUGUCUAUUUUAUUCCUCUCCAACAAUCGGUUUUCAGGCAAUCUUCCUUCUUCUUUCAACAACACUCUUGAUUUUUCUAAUACAUCUCCGUCAUCUAAGCUACGAGAGUUAUACAUAGACAAUAACAACUUCAUAGGACCAAUACCCAUAACCAUUUUCCAAUCGGUCAGCCUCGUGAGAGUCCACCUUGGUAAUAAUCACCUCAGUGGAAAACUUUCUGAAAUAUUUUUCAAUGGCAGCAACCUAAGGUCCCUCCAUCUUGGUCAUAACCAAUUAGUGGGAAAACUUCCAAGAUCUUUGUCUAGCUGUUCUUCUUUGGAGGUUCUAAACUUAGAACACAACAGAAUUAAUGACACAUUUCAAUUUUGGUUGGAAUCCUUAAGAAAUCUACAAGUGCUGGUCCUCCACUCUAAUGAAUUCCAUGGGUUGUUACAAUAUCAUCCCAACGUUACUCCUUCGUUCUCUCAGUUGCGAAUAAUUGACAUAUCACAUAAUUCCUUCACUGGAACUUUACCGUCUAAUUUUUUCAUGUAUUGGAGCGCAAUUUUCUCAAAGGGAAACCAUUCAGAACUGAAUUACAUUGGAGAUCGUUCCUAUGAUCAAGACUCGUUGGCUUUGAUGAAUAAAGGACUAAAGAUGAAGUACAGAAGGAUUCUCACACUCUUAACGGCCAUUGAUAUUUCAGAAAAUAGGCUCCAAGGAAACAUACCUAAAUCCAUUGGCCAAGUGAAGAAUCUUAUUGUGCUCAAUCUGUCAAGCAAUGGUUUCAGUGGGCACAUUCCUUCAUCUUUGGCAAAUCUGACUACACUCGAGUCUCUAGACUUGUCCAAUAAUAAACUUUCAGGCCAAAUUCCACCUUCUCUUGGAGAUCUAACAAGCCUUUCAAACAUUACGGUUUCCCACAACCAGCUCGUUGGUCCGAUACCUCAAAGCACGCAGUUUCAGACUCAAGAUGCUUCAUCUUUUGAAGAUAACAUGGGACUUUGCGGUCGCCCUCUCAGUAUAACAUGCGGAGACAUAGACACAGAGAUAUCAGAAGAACCCGAAACAGAAGAAGAAAAAGAAGAAGAAGAAGAGAAAGCAGUAUUGAGCUGGACUGCAGCUGUCAUUGGCUUAGCACCUGGAGUCAUCUUUGGAUUGAUUAUUGGGACCUUUGUGACUUUACAAAAGCCUCAAUGGCUCAUGUAGAUAUCUGGUGGUAUGUUGAACCUCCAACCAACAAUUCUUUUUCUGCAAACCCUACAAAUGAAUUGUAACUGUUUCCCAUA
Brassica napus (rape) is the source of this 2792-nucleotide messenger RNA. RefSeq names its product receptor-like protein 35. Bases 1 to 2712 code for a protein of 903 amino acids. The record is from RefSeq and is a predicted model, not a curated record. Gene Ontology annotation, molecular function: protein binding. The transcript has 4 exons. NCBI's taxonomy places the organism in Eukaryota, Viridiplantae, Streptophyta, Magnoliopsida, Brassicales, Brassicaceae.